This is a messenger RNA of Ascoidea rubescens DSM 1968, 1380 nucleotides long. RefSeq names its product RNA export factor GLE2 (gene GLE2). The record is from RefSeq and is a predicted model, not a curated record. The coding region runs from base 106 to 1185 and encodes 359 amino acids. The transcript has a single exon. NCBI's taxonomy places the organism in Eukaryota, Fungi, Ascomycota, Saccharomycetes, Ascoideales, Ascoideaceae. Gene Ontology annotation, cellular component: nuclear pore. Gene Ontology annotation, molecular function: ubiquitin binding; RNA binding. Gene Ontology annotation, biological process: transcription-dependent tethering of RNA polymerase II gene DNA at nuclear periphery; RNA export from nucleus.
AGGCUUCAGAUUACCCUCGCCUACAAAGCCAGACAUCAAAAUUUUUGCUUCUCCAAGGUGGACUCCAGCCCAGUUCCUCCAGUUCUUUCAAUCCAACUGCCUGCAAUGUCCUUGUUUCCUAAGUCAAACAUUCUUGGUGCCUCUGCUGCUGCUUCAAAUGUGUCAGACACCUCGUACGAUAUAACAGUGCAAAACCCCCCAGAGGAUGGAGUUACAGAUUUGGCGUUUUCCUCACAGGGCGAUUUUUUGUCUGUGUCGUCGUGGGAUUCAAAAGUGAGAGUCUAUGAGGUCUUUAGCAAUGGCACAACACAGGGCAAGGCCUUCUACCAGCACGAAGCCCCAGUGUUGACCACAAGAUGGACUGCCGAUGGCACCAAAAUCAUAAGUGGUUCCUGCGACAAAACAGUCAAACUAUAUGAUGUUGCCAGUGGCCUGGCCCAGCAAGUAGGGGCCCACGAUGCUCCAGUCAGUCAGGUCAGAUUUGUUCAGUGUGGUCCUUCGUUGACUCAAGUCAUUGCUUCAGCUUCGUGGGAUAAGACCUUAAAAUAUUGGGACUCAAGAUCACCCAGUCCUGUUUCUACAAUAAACCUACCUGAAAGGUGCUACACCAUGGAUUCCCAGAAGAAAUUGUUGGUGGUGGGAUGUGCAGACAGAAAAAUAUGUAUUAUAGACUUGAAUGAUCCCACCACCAUUUUCAGAGAGAUUUCCUCUCCUCUAAAAUACCAAACAAGAGUCAUUUCCUGCUUUAAUGAAGGCAAUGGUUAUGCUGUGGUUUCAAUUGAAGGUAGAUGUGCUAUAAGAUACCUUGAUCCUUCUGACUCCCAAAGAGAAUUCACAUUUAAAUGUCACAGAGAACAGGAUUCUCAGACUAAAAACACAAAGGUCUAUUCUGUAAAUGCUAUAUCUUUUCAUCCUGUCCAUGGAACCUUUUGCACUGGGGGCUCUGAUGGCUCAAUUAUCUUCUGGGAUAAAGACCAAAGACACAAACUAAAACAAAUGACCAAUCUAGGUUCUUCUGUUACUGCCACCACCUUCAAUUCUUCAGGCACAAUCUUUGCUUAUGCCUUGGGCUAUGAUUGGUCGAAGGGCUACACUUACAGUGCUGAAAACAACACCAAUGUGAUAAAACUACAUGCUGUUCAAGACGACGAAGCAAAACCGAAACAGGUUAAGAAAAAGUUUUGAUUAUCUACUAACACGUAUAAAUCACUCAUAAAUCAAACAUUAUUCAGAAUAGGAAUAUUUUUAUAUAGGAGAAGUGUUUUAAUAUAUGUUUAUUAACAAUUGACAAAUAAACACUGGCUUUCUAGACUUCAAUUUCCAAUUGACUGAUGAUAAAAUUUUUAAAUAUAACCAAUAAAUUUUAAUAUGCCUAAUUAA